This is a messenger RNA of Liolophura sinensis, 2867 nucleotides long. RefSeq names its product E3 ubiquitin-protein ligase MARCHF6-like. Gene Ontology annotation, biological process: ERAD pathway. Bases 1 to 2733 code for a protein of 910 amino acids. The transcript has 25 exons. NCBI's taxonomy places the organism in Eukaryota, Metazoa, Mollusca, Polyplacophora, Chitonida, Chitonidae. Gene Ontology annotation, molecular function: zinc ion binding. The record is from RefSeq and is a predicted model, not a curated record. Gene Ontology annotation, cellular component: endoplasmic reticulum membrane.
AUGGAUGACGCUGAGGGGCAGACAGACAUCUGCCGCGUGUGCAGAUGUGAAAGUGCCCCAGACAGGCCGCUGUUUCACCCCUGUGUCUGUACUGGAAGUAUUCGCUACAUCCACCAGGAUUGCUUGGUGCAAUGGUUGAAGUACAGCAGAAAAGAAUAUUGUGAGCUAUGUAAACACAGAUUUGCCUUCACACCAAUAUACUCGCCUGACAUGCCCAAGAGGCUGCCAGUGAAGGAUAUCCUUGGGGGACUCCUAUCCAGUAUAGGCAAGGCUGUACGCUAUUGGUUCCAUUACACUCUUGUGGCAUUUGCUUGGCUUGGUGUUGUACCUCUUACAGCAUGUCGUAUAUACAGAUGUUUGUUUACGGGAUCGGUCAGCUCUCUGCUUACCCUGCCUCUGGACAUGCUGUCAACAGAGAACCUGUUAUCGGACUGUUUCCAGGGCUGUUUUGUGGUGACCUGUACUCUCUGUGCAUUUAUUAGUCUGGUGUGGCUGAGAGAACAGAUCUUACAUGGAGGAGGUCCUGAUUGGCUGGAGCAAGAGCAUCGACCAGCCAAUCAACAACGGAAUGCUGGAGAAGGAGGUUUUGUCAACAACCUUGCUGCAGAGUUCGGGGCGGCACCUAGAGCAGCAGCUCAGCCGAAUGAUGAGAAUGCUGUACCGCCCGCCCCUGCCGAGGGGGCUGAGGGGGCAGGAGAAGCUGAUGGGGCUGCUAACAAUGCCAACAAUGGAGCCCAGGAUGACAAUAACUGGAACCCCAUAGAGUGGGACAGAGCAGCUGAGGAGCUAACCUGGGAAAGGCUUUUGGGCUUGGAUGGCUCUUUGGUGUUUCUGGAGCAUGUGUUCUGGGUAGUUUCCCUCAACACUCUCUUCAUUCUAGUCUUUGCAUUUUGCCCAUACCACAUUGGCCAGUUUACUUUAGUAGGUUUGAAGGCUGAUGAAAUGGUCUUGGCGUCACAUUUUGAGGGUUUGUUGACAGCGCUGACCGGCUAUGUGGUCAUAUCCAUAUCUCUGGUCAUCUUGUAUUUUCUCUGUUCCCUGGCCAGGCUCAAAAGGUUCCGCAGGGUCCUAGGACUCUGUUACGUUGUUGUCAAAGUGAAGCUGCUGGUUGUCGUGGAGAUUGGUGUGUUCCCGCUGAUCUGUGGCUGGUGGCUGGACAUCUGCUCGCUGGCAAUGUUUGAUGCCACCUUGAAGGAUCGUAAAAACUCUUUCCACCUUGCUCCGGGAACGUCAAUGUUUAUCCACUGGCUGGUUGGUAUGGUGUAUGUGUUCUACUUUGCGUCUUUCAUCCUGCUUCUGCGCGAAGUCCUGCGCCCAGGUGUUCUCUGGUUCCUCAGGAAUCUCAACGACCCAGAGUUUAACCCCAUCCAAGAGAUGAUUCAUCUACCUGUGUACAGGCAUGUAAGAAGAUUUGUGGCCUCUGUGGUAAUAUUUGGGAGCACAGUUCUCUUAAUGCUAUGGUUACCUGUUAAAGUUAUCAGAAAGAUUUUGCCUGCAUUCUUGCCCUACAAACUACUUCUGUCCAGUGAGGCUCCAGUGGGUGAGUUGUCGCUGGAGUUACUGCUGCUACAGGUGGUUCUGCCAGCUCUGUUAGAACAAGGUCACACCCGCAUGUGGCUGAAGGGACUGGUGAGGGGCUGGACAGUAGGCGUGGCCUGGCUACUCUCGCUCCGCUCGUACCUGAUCGGCGAUGUCACAGUGGACACGAAUGAGGCAGAUGUUAUCCAGGGUGAUCAGCCACCUCCAGCCCCUCAGGCCCCAAAUGCUAACAACCCUCCCCCACCUGCUCAGCCUUUGGGGGUAGGGCUUGGGGCCGCCCACCAGGCUAUGCUGCAGGGAGGUGGACCCACCGGAUUCCAGCCCUACAAGCGUCCCAGGUUCUUCACACUCAGAGUGGUGUUAUUGCUAGUCUUGAUGUCACUCACACUGUUUGCUGGCAGUCUCAUCUCCUUAAUUCUACCAGUGUCCAUAGGUAGAAAGUUGAUGUCAUUAUGGAUGGGUGACGCGAAGAUCCAUGAGUUGUACACAGCAGCCUGUGGACUGUACGUGUGCUGGUUGACCCUGAGGAUAGGCACCAUUCUGUAUAACUGGAUCCCCCAGGGUACCUCUGUCAUUGUUAACAAGCUGAAGGAGUGGGCCUAUCUGGCUUUCAAGUCACUGGUGCUGGCGGCACUUUUGAUAGGGGUUGUGCCCCUUUUGUUGGGUUUGUUGUUUGAAUUGGUUGUUGUGGCCCCGCUCAGAGUGCCAUUAGAUCAGUCACCUGUCUUCUUUCCGUGGCAGGACUGGGCAUUAGGGAUCCUCCAUGCUAAGAUCGUGUGUGCUGUGACCAUGAUGGGGCCUCAGUGGUGGCUCAAAAGGGUCAUGGAACAGAUUUACAAUGAUGGCCUGAGGAAUAUGAACCUGAGGUUCAUCCUGAUCAAACUGUGUUGCCCUGUGAUAGGUGUUUUGGGCAUGGCUUUGUCAGUCCCUUACAUCAUAGCUAAAAGUAUAGUCCCUACAUUAGGUUUUGGGUUUGAAGUAGAGAACCAGGUACUGCGCAGGAUAUACCCCUUCCUCCUGUUCCUAUUAAUGCUUUCUUCGCUCAGUAUUUUCCAAGUACGGCAGUUUAAACGGCUGUAUGAGCACAUUAAAAAUGAUAAAUAUUUAGUAGGCCAAAGAUUAGUAAAUUAUGAGCCUCGCCGUCUGAUCCCCUCAGACCCUGUCCCUCCUGAGCCUCCUGCGACAGACAUAUGACCUGAGCCCGUAGUGGGCUGGAGUGGCAGAGAUUAACACUUUACACUAUUCUUGUAUCUGCAGUAACAUGUACAUAGGCUCUUGUGAUAACCUAGACUGGUGUUUGUGUAAAUUUUGGUACAUGAGAUGUGUAU